CAUGGUGACAUUCCUCUGCUGCUCGUUCUCCUGCCUGAAACACAGAGUGGUGUCGUCCCCCAGCCCGUCCCCUUCGUCUUUUCCGGGGAGUGGUGAAGUGGAGCUGGAGGCAUGCACCAGGGGAAGGGGAGAGAUGAGUAUCUGAGCCGCUGUAGGAGAGGACACAGCUGGGGGAAGGGAGUGGAGAUGACCAGGGGUUCCUGCUGAUAGCCUCCUGUGGGACGCUGUGUAAGACUUUAACUCCAUCAGAUGGGACUCGCGUGUGUGACAUGUUCCCCCGUCCUCUUACCGUGAUAGUUGUGCGUGGUAUUAUUGAUCUUACGAGUGCAGAGGAGAUGGAGCACAGAGAACCGUCCAACUGAGAGUCGAAUUGGUCCUCGAAAGAGCGUCUGUGGUGGUUGAAGAGAGGAAUGAAAUCCCACUGACUGGAGCUGUGGAUACAUCUUUGAAUUAUCUGAAGCCAACCCCCUGCACCCGCUGGCCACCAUGAACGCCUCAGUCCUGCCGCUCACAAACAACACCCCACUCUGCUACACCAAGAACAGCCCUCCAUUCAACUACACCAUGCCCAUCGCCUCAGCCUACUACUCAUCCAUCUUCAUGAUGCUGGGUAUCACCUCUAAUCUCAUCGCCUUCAUAGUUCUCGUAAGGUCCUUCCAGCGGACGCAGAGCCGCUCGCGCUCCUUCUUCCUGAUCUUCCUCGGUGGAUUGGUGUUCACUGACUUAAUGGGUCUCCUGGUCACAGGCACCAUUGUGGUCUCAUUCCAUGUUACUCACUUUAAUUGGCGUAAUUUAGACCCAAACUGCCAUUUCUGCAACUUCAUGGGUAUGUCCAUGGUGUUCUACGGACUGUGCCCACUGCUGCUUGGUGCCACCAUGGCAGUGGAGCGUUUCAUUGGCAUCAAUCGGCCAUUUACACGCGCCUCCAGCGCGACCAAGAGCCGGACAAUCUCCAUUUUGUUGCUGGUUUGGUUUAUCGCUGGCUGCAUUGCGUUGCUGCCCCUAACGGGCGUUGGGGCCUACCACUUGCAGAUGCCGGGCUCCUGGUGUUUUUUAAAUAUCAGCUCUAAGGGAAAUGACCUGGUCUUCUCCCUGAUCUUCUCAUUGACUGGGUUGAUAUGCAUCGCUGUGUCAUUUUUGCUGAACACGAUAAGCGUGGUGACUCUGAUCAAGGUGUGCUGCGGACAGGACAGGUGCCAGCGGCGCCGAGAUCACGAAGUGGAGAUGAUGGUUCAGCUCAUCCUGAUCAUGGUGAUCGGUUCUAGCUGCUGGUGCCCCCUCCUGAUCUUUAUUGCAAAAACUGUGCUGUCCGGAGGUCCACUCCAGGUCAGAUACCUACUGCUGUGGCUGCGCUUCGCCACCGGAAACCAGAUCCUGGAUCCCUGGGUUUACAUCCUGUUUCGCAGGGCGGUUCUCAAGAGAAUCUACCCCCGUCUUGACUGGUCCCGGGGCUCCAUCAUGACCUUGUACCCGUCUCUCAGAGACACCGUGCGCAGGUUUACACGUUCUUCAAUCGCUAGCACCGUGGCAUCGAAUGAAACGGAAGAGGUGGGAAAAUUAAACGGGACUCCGCCAUCUACCUUAAAGCCGCCGCCUCCUUCUCCGUGAUUGUUUGGAUUUUGAAUUGUUGUUUCAGCAGAAUGUGAGAAAUCAUGUUAAAGAUAAUGCCCAUUAUCUGAAAGGAUUGUGUUAUCUCAUACCAAUUGAAAUUUCUUUCAGUAUUAAUAGCGACACUUUAAUUCACAGCAAAGUAUAAUGAUCAAGCCUGUAAGGAACAAUUGAAGCUAAAUACAAGCAUCACACUUUUCAGAUACACUGUUGUCAAGUGUUUUUAUGCUAUUUGAGUUUAAAACAUUUUAUUGAUGCAGUCUGUGGUCUUUGUUUUUAUGUGAUCAUUGUGCGAUGUUAUUCCUUUCGAACACAUUUACAUGAAGAUGCCAAUGAAGAAUUAUUCACAGUUUUCAGGCUCAUGCUCAAUGUUGUCGUGUUCUUCCUUUCCUGAAAGUAUAUAAAUGAACAUUUUUGGGGGAAACCCUCAAAUCUUCAGCCUUAUGGUGGAGCAGGUGAAUCCGGAGACCAUCAGAAUGAAAACAGACUUCUGAUAAUCUCAUAGUGGUGCUUGAAACUGAAACAUUUGUCAUCCAGUGUUAGCCUGGUGCCUCGUGCACAAUUUUCAUUUUACUUUCAACUGUAACAACUAUAUCUGUGUUUUAUAUACUGUAGAAAUACUGUAAAACCAUGUGUAAUAGGAUUUAACGUGCUUCCACAUUAUUAAGAUGCCAACUUUUGAACAUUAAAAACCUGGGCAUGAUCAGUUCCUAAUAUUUCCGAACUUUACGUGUACACAAAACUCCCAUACUGUUUGUCUGUCUUACACCACAUAGACGUAUACAAGUCUGCCAGAAGAAGAAAAAUGAGACCAUUAAAAUACAGUCUUAUAAUGUCAAUAAAUGAAAAUGCAUGAGUAUUUCAAAUAAAAUAUUUACUGUGAAAUGUGAUCGUAGUUAUACUCUGGUUUUAAUACUGUGACUGAUCAUUGUAUAUCACUGUGUGAUGGUGAUAGAAGUGUGUCCACUGCUUACUGCUUAGAGUUUGGUUUUCCUACAGUUUUAUGUUUGUGAGUUUUAAGUGAAUGGAAAUGAAUUUGUGCUGCUCAAACAAAUGAAAAGUGCUAUUUGAACAAAUGUGAUAUAAACUACAUUGAGUAAGUGAGCGAACUGUACUCGUCUGCCGAACGUGAGUAAUACGGAAUGUUAAAAUGUAUUCAAAUCCAAAAUUGAGGAAGAAAGUAUAUUUCCCUCAUCUUGUUCUUGUAAUCCUUGGUUUUAGCACAUUUCCAAAGACAAUAAUUUCUUAAACCCAGAGUUGGUCUAGAAUUAGGAAAAUUCUAAUCAAUAAUCGUCUAGGGAACAAUAUUGGAGCGAGACUCAACUUUGCUUGCAAUCAAAGACAAAGACAGAUGCCUGAUAUGAACAUUGUCUUUUUAAAACCAGAAACAUUCUUUGCUUUAGUCUGCUUGGCCUCGGUCCUAUUGUUAUUCUUCCCUACAAAUCUCCUCUGCAGCUCAGACUCACAAUGUUCACCUUGUGGCAGAAUUCAAGUGUUAAAUAUCUCAAACCUAAGUCUGAUGAUUUGGGGAAUAUCAUGACAAACAAUGUAUUUGUUAUCCUACUUGAUCGUUCUGUAAGAAAGCUGUGCACACUGAUCCCGCAUGUGAUCUGUUUUGAACAUUGUAUUGUCACUGACACCUGAACCAAUCACUGAUGGUGGCUGAGACGUGUCAUGGUUUCUUUAUCGGUAUCAUCCAAUAAGAAAUGAAGUAUAACUGGUGAAUGAGCUCAACACAAAUGGAAUGUGGCUGUUUUUACAUAGAAGUAAACUUAAAUUUAAAAACUC
This is a messenger RNA of Pleuronectes platessa (European plaice), 3396 nucleotides long. RefSeq names its product thromboxane A2 receptor (gene tbxa2r). The transcript has 3 exons. Gene Ontology annotation, cellular component: plasma membrane. Gene Ontology annotation, molecular function: thromboxane A2 receptor activity. Bases 487 to 1608 code for a protein of 373 amino acids. The record is from RefSeq and is a predicted model, not a curated record. NCBI's taxonomy places the organism in Eukaryota, Metazoa, Chordata, Actinopteri, Pleuronectiformes, Pleuronectidae. Gene Ontology annotation, biological process: inflammatory response; adenylate cyclase-activating G protein-coupled receptor signaling pathway; positive regulation of vasoconstriction.